CAAACCAGUUCAUCUAGCUCUCGUUACCACGAAGAAACUCCAUAAAUUGAUUUACUCAGAUUUUAACUCUUCAACUGGACGGAUAAUCAUGGAUUUAAUGUGAAUCAAUUUGAGGGCUGACAGGAGCUGAGUGCAACAGUAGACAGGAUGAGUUGGGUAGCACUAUAUGCCCAGCUGGGAGGGGUGAAUAAACACUCCACCAGUUUGGGCAAGAUCUGGCUGUCUGUCCUCUUCAUCUUUCGCAUUAGCAUCCUCAUAAUAGCUGCCGAGACAGUCUGGGGGGAUGAGCAGUCUGAUUUCAUCUGUAACACACAACAGCCUGGCUGCAAAAACGUGUGUUACGACCACUUCUUUCCUGUCUCACACAUCCGUUUCUGGUGCUUGCAGCUCAUCUUUGUGUCCACGCCAGCUUUGAUGGUGGCUAUGCAUGUGGCAUAUCACAAACACAAUGUAAAGAAAGACCUUAUUUCUAACCGCGGUGACACUGUUAAAGAGGAUGAACUGGAGAGCCUGAAGAAGAGGCGUCUUUCCAUCACUGGCCCGCUUUGGUGGACCUAUACCUGCAGCCUGUUCUUCCGACUCCUUUUUGAGGCGGGAUUUAUGUAUGCCCUUUAUUAUGUCUAUGAUGGGUUUCAGAUGCAACGUCUUGUAAAGUGUGAGCAAUGGCCCUGUCCCAAUAAAGUUGAUUGCUUUAUCUCACGGCCAACUGAGAAGACGGUCUUCACCAUUUUCAUGGUGGGAUCUUCAUCCCUCUGUAUUGUGCUUAAUGUGGCUGAGCUGUUCUACUUGAUUGUGAAAGCAUUGAUGAGGUGCUCUGCCAGAGCCAAGGGAGGGCGUCGCUCCUUUAUACUCCAAGAUAAAAUGUCUUCAGAAAAUGCAUUCUUACAGAACCAAAAGAAUACGAGGUUGCUGUCAUCAGUUUCAGACUCCUCAACCAACAAGACUGCAUAAGAUCAUCCAAACAUCCUGUGACUUAGCCAAGUUUAAAUAAAGGCUUUUUAAACUUAUAUUCCUUUUGAGUGCCUCAGACUUUCUGUUUAUUUGGGAUCCUGUGACUUUAUUCUACCAACUUGGAUGAUAAUAGACUUUUCUAUUUCUCUAAUUUUGACAGUGUUUUAACAACUUGUGCUUUAUAGCUUGUGUUUAUAUGUGGCCCUGACAACACAAGGCAGUGGCACAUUUUUGAGCAAAGACAACAUUCCUCACUUAACCCUAAGAAUGAUGGCCCAUGUUUCUCUCUCUCUCUCUCUCUCUCUCUCUCUCUCUUCUCAUCUAUUGAAGGCAUUAAAGUCCAGCAGUGACUCCUGGUGGUCACAUCUACAUAGUAAAGUUCAGAGAUCUUGUCCUUUCUGAACAAAAAUCGAGUGUCCUAAUUUACUCAAAUAUGUUGUAUUCUAAAACUUUUACUCUUUAUUUUGACUUUUAUAUCAUUUCUUUUUUUAUCAUAACAACAAUGUCUUCAUUGCAAUGAUUCUUUAAGUUACUCAUCAAGACAAAUGUUUUAGAAAAGUAAUUUAAUUUGUUGGCCUGAUGGUUUUUUCUCUAAGGUAUUUAUGUCUUGUGUUUGUAUGGUAAAUAGUUUAAAUAUCUUCAAAAAUGGCACGGAUGUGUUUAGUUUUUAGGGGUUUCAUAAUGUUAUCCAUUGCACUGACCCCUACCAGGGAUUUUAUAUCAGCUUACAACUGUGCCUUAUUUUAAUUGGGAACUUGCCUCCCAUUGCCCUUCAGUGAGCUAUAAGCAUAAUUUAGUUGGAUGAGAAUGUUUACUAGUGGUGCAUACUCUGACCUUACAGCUAUGAUGACAUUUUGUUCGUCAGUUUACCUGUUGACAGGUGAGAGUGUGUUGACUAACAAAGCAGCCCAUUCACACUUUGCCAACUCUCCAUUAUCUUCAGUUCUGUUUUUCUCCGGUGUUGAUGAGGUCGAUGAAGAACAGUUUAGUUUGUUAUGGUGGUGUUUUAACAGUGGAAGUUAUUGUUUCAAAGUUUCCACAUAUCUACAGUAUUGAUGAAGGCUUUUACCGCUUACAUCAGGCUUAAAAUAAUUAACUUCACACUUUUACAGUAUGUUUGUGAAAAUGUUGGCUAUCAGUUUAUCUAAGCA
Xyrauchen texanus (razorback sucker) is the source of this 2102-nucleotide messenger RNA. It is a transcript of the gene gjb8, whose product is annotated as gap junction protein beta 8. The coding region runs from base 148 to 951 and encodes 267 amino acids. Gene Ontology annotation, biological process: cell communication. The transcript has 2 exons. Gene Ontology annotation, cellular component: connexin complex. NCBI's taxonomy places the organism in Eukaryota, Metazoa, Chordata, Actinopteri, Cypriniformes, Catostomidae. The record is from RefSeq and is a predicted model, not a curated record.